Molecule: messenger RNA, 10834 nt
Organism: Hemiscyllium ocellatum (epaulette shark)
Lineage: Eukaryota; Metazoa; Chordata; Chondrichthyes; Orectolobiformes; Hemiscylliidae
Gene: fat4
Product: FAT atypical cadherin 4
Exons: 17
Coding region: 1-9936 (3311 amino acids)
Biological process (GO): homophilic cell-cell adhesion
Cellular component (GO): cell-cell junction; plasma membrane
Molecular function (GO): calcium ion binding
Source: RefSeq, a predicted model, not a curated record
AUGGAUGAACUUGAAACAAUCACCAUGGAAAUGAUGCUAGGCAAACCUUUAGACCAAAAGACUGAGAAAUCCUCAGGACUACAUGGCUUUUACCCUAAGGUUGUAAAAGAAGUGACAACACAGAUUGUGGAAAUAACACUACAGGAUAUUAAUGACAACCCUCCUGUAUUUCCCACUGAUGCAUUGGAUGUCAUCAUUGAAGAAAACAUCGGAGAUGGAUUUCGAGUACUACAGCUGUCAGCUACAGAUGCAGAUGAGGGUCCAAAUGCCCUCGUGACAUACACAAUUAUUAGUGGGGCGGACAACAGUUUUCGUAUCGACCCAGAAUCCGGGGAUCUUCUAGCCACAAAGCGGUUGGACCGGGAGCGCCGCUCCAAGUAUUCUUUACUGGUCCGGGCUGAUGAUGGGCUGCAAUCCUCAGAUAUGAGGAUCAACAUCACCGUCAGUGACGUCAACGAUCACACACCGAAAUUCUCCAGGGAUGUGUAUUCAUUUGACAUACCAGAGGACACUGCACCGGGCUCAAUCGUGGCAGCCACUUUGGCCAGUGAUGCAGAUUCCGGGACGAAUGGGGAAAUCACAUACAUGGUAGAAGAGGAUGAUAAAGAUGGGGUGUUUUUCCUCAAUUCUGUGACUGGUGUUUUCAAUCUGACGCAAACCCUGGAUUAUGAGAAGCAGCCAUAUUACAUUCUCACUGUUCGAGCAGAAGAUGGUGGUGGACAGUUCAGCACAGUCCGAGUUUAUUUCAAUGUGCUGGAUGUGAAUGAUAAUCCUCCAGUUUUCAGUCCAGCUACCUACAGCACUGCAGUGUUGGAAAAUCUUCCCCCUGGAUUAAGCAUUCUAACUGUAAAAGCAACUGAUACAGAUGAUGGACCCAAUUCCCAGUUGGCAUACAACAUUGCAUCUGGAGAUUCACUGCAGCAUUUUGAGAUCAAUGACAAUGGUGUUCUAACUAUUAAGCAACAGCUUGAUCGGGAAAGCCAAUCUUUCUACAACCUGCUGAUUCGGGCUCACGAUUUAUCUGCCCUCCCAGCAAGUCGGCUUACGAGCACAGCGCAAGUGUCAGUGAUUCUGUUGGAUGUCAAUGACAGCCCACCCAGGUUUAUUUCAUCUAAGAUGGCCUACAUGCAGGAAAACUCGCCAAUGAACACAAUUGUCUACAAAGCUCAAGCCACUGACCCUGACAGUGGACCGAACAGUUACGUUGAGUACACACUACUAAGCCACGCAGGAAACACGUUUAGCAUCGGGACAAUAGAUGGAGAAGUACGACUGAUGGGUGAACUUGACAGGGAAGAGGUAUCGAAUUAUACAUUGACUGUGCUUGCUACAGACAAGGGUGAGCCUCCACUCUCUUCAACAAUGGACGUUACUGUGAUCGUGCUUGAUGUAAAUGAUAACCCUCCUGUCUUUGAACAACUUCUCUAUGAAGUUGAGCUUAGUGAAGAUACACUUAGUGGUGUUGAUCUCAUCCAAGUUACUGCAACAGAUUUAGAUGAAGGAGCUAAUGGUCAGAUUCGCUACCACAUUGCCCAUGGCAAUCUAAACAAUGAUUUUCGAAUUGACUCCGUUACGGGUGUAGUAUCAGUCGCCAAGCAACUUGAUCGGGAAACAACACCCUCGUAUAAUCUGAUUGUCCAAGCAGUUGACCGUGGAAGCAGCCCUCAAUCUGCAACAGCUGUAGUAAACAUUAAUCUUGCAGACAUGAAUGACUUUCUCCCAGUUUUUGAACUAUCGCCCUACAGUGUGCAUGUACAAGAGGGUACACAGAGUCUGCCAAUGUCCAUCUUGCAGGUUGUAGCUCGUGAUGAUGACCAAGGGCUAAACAGUCAGCUGACAUACACCAUCGUUGGUGGGAAUGGAAAAGGAGCUUUUACUCUGACACCCAGUGGGCAGCUAAGUCUGGUCACGAACCUAGAUCGGGAAACCAUGGCACAGUUUGUCCUGACUGUUAUUGCUACAGAUGCAGGAUCUCCAGUUCUUACUGGCACAGGCACUAUCAUCUUGAUUGUUGAUGAUGUCAAUGAUAAUAUUCCAGAAUUUGCUUACAAGACCUACCAUGCCACGAUUGCCGAAGAUGUUCCAACGGGGACUGAUGUCUUACUUGUAAACGCCACUGAUAUUGAUGAAGGUUCAAAUGCAGUUAUUAGCUAUAGCCUGGUUGGUGGCAACUCCCAGUUUUCCAUUAAUCCGUCUACUGGACAAAUUAUCACAAGUGCUCUGCUGAACAGAGAAAGCAAAGAAAUGUACAGUCUUGUAGUGGUAGCUACCGAUGGGGGCAUACCUCAAGCCAUGUCCAGUUCAACCACUGUGUUUAUAACAAUUUCAGACAUCAACGACAACCCUCCGAAAUUUCGUCACUUCCCAUAUGUUACUCACAUCCCAUCACCUACAAAUGCAGGUUCAUUCGUGUUUGCUGUGACAGUUUCAGAUGAUGAUGAAGGCCCCAAUGCUGAACUCCAAUAUUCCUUGACAGGCCAAAAUGCGGAAAGAUUCCAGAUUGAUCCAAGUCGCGGUGCUAUCAUGGCUGCCCAGAAGUUAACUGGAGGCACUGACAUAACUAUUACAGUCAAUGUUAAAGACAAAGGAAUUUAUCCAAUGUCCGACUCCACCACUGUGACAGUGAGAUUUGGAAAUAAGGCCGAUUUUCCUCACAUAAAUGCAGGGCAACAGUCUUUUACAUUCCCAGAAGACCAGAAGAUUGAUACCUAUAUUACAACAAUGUCAGCUUCUUCAACAAGAAGUCCUGUAAGAGGAUCCUUAUCUUACUAUAUUGCUAGUGGUAACCUCGGUGAUGUCUUCCACAUUGAUCAACUGACAGGGAAACUCGUUCUCAUAAAGUCUUUAGAUUUUGAAGCCGUUCAGAAUUACGUUCUGUGGAUUGAAGCCAGAGAUAUGGGAUACCCUCCGUAUUCUUCAUAUAAGCAAUUGAAUAUCACAGUGCUAGAUGUCAAUGACAAUGCACCAAUUUUUAAGCAAGAUCCUUUCAUGGCUAAUGUAAUGGAGAAUACCUUCUCACACAAAAUAAUCACUGUUGUAGCAGAAGAUAAAGACAGUGGUCCCAGUGGUCAAAUAGAGUAUUCCAUACUGGAUGGUAACAGAGGCAAUAAUUUCAAUAUCAACAGAGAAACUGGAGAGAUCAGAAAUACCAAACGUUUGGACAGGGAAAAGAAGGCCCAGUAUACAUUAACUGUACAAGCGACAGAUAAAGGAGCUUCCUCAAGUAGCUCUGUGUGCCAAGUUAUUGUCAAUGUCUUGGAUGAAAAUGACAAUGCUCCAAGAUUCUCACAAAUAUUUAGUGCUCAGGUGCCUGAAAAUGCUGCUAUUGGUUACACUGUGACUCAUGUUACCACUUCAGAUGAGGAUACUGGAGUGAAUGCUGUUAGUCAGUACUCUAUACGAGAUGUAAGUCUUCCCUUCUCCAUUAAUGCAAAGACUGGAGAUAUCACUGUUAGCAGGCCUCUGAAUCGGGAGGAUGUGGAGCGCUACACAGUCAAAGUUUAUGCCCAUGAUUCUGGGUGGACAGUGAAUACAGACAUUACUGUUUUUGUGACAGACGUAAAUGAUAAUCCCCCACGAUUUACUCAAACCUCAUACUAUCUAGAUUACCCAGAGCUCACAGAGGUUGGCUCCAGUGUUACUCAGGUAGUAGCUACAGAUCCCGACAGUGGCCUUAAUGGUCAAGUGUUUUAUUUCAUAAAGUCACAGUCAGAAUUUUUCAGAAUAAAUUCUAGCACUGGAGAGAUCUACACCAAACAAUACAUAAAAUAUCACAAUUCGUCAAGUUCUAACAAUCUGAAUAUAAACAGGCAUAGCUUUAUUAUAACAGCCUCAGACAGAGGUAGAAUUCCCUUGAUGAGUGAAACUACAGUCAUUAUCAACAUUGUUGACAGUAAUGACAAUGCACCACAGUUUGAAUCUGAUAAUUACUUUACUCCUGUUACUAAGAAUGUCAAGGUUGGUACACGGUUAAUCAAAGUCACUGCAGUGGACGAUAAGGAUUAUAACUUAAAUUCGGAAAUAGAGUACCACAUUACUGGUGGAAACAGUUCAAAUCAAUUCACACUGAACAAGAAUAAUGGUUGGGUUUCUGUUGCUUCCUCUCUGAGAGCCAAUGUGAAUAAAGUGUUUUUAAUCAUAAUCACAGCAAUGGAUAAAGGCAAUCCCCCACUGUCCACAACAUCCACUGUUCGUAUUAUGGUGACUGAAGAGAACUUGCACACGCCUCAAUUCUCUCAGAGCCACAUUAGCAUCACAGUUCCUGAGAACCUUGCCAUUGGAACAGUAAUCAGAACUAUUUCAGCCAGAGAUAAAGAUGCUGAUAUGAAUGGGUUAAUUAGAUAUAAUAUUUCUAAAGGAAAUGAUGCUAAAUUGUUCUCUAUUGUUAAUACAACGGGAGCGAUAUCUCUAGUCGGACAUUUGGAUUAUGAAACUCAACAAAUGCAUGAACUGACUAUAAGUGCUGAAGAUGGAGGUUGGGUGAAAAGAGCUGGCUACCUCAGCAUGACCGUUCACGUUACUGAUUCGAAUGAUAAUGCACCACUGUUCAGUCCAAAUAAGUAUUUUCCAAUUAUAUCAGAAAAUGCCCCAAGUGGUACCAUCGUCGUCCAGUUAAAUGCCACAGAUGCAGAUUCUGGAGCUAAUGCUGUCAUAGCUUAUGCAAUUGAGACGAGUGACAGUGAUCUUUUUGUCAUUGAUCCAAACACUGGAAUCGUCACAACUCAAGGCUUUUUGGACUUUGAAGUGAAACAGAGUUACCAGUUGUAUGUGAAAGCCUUUAAUGUCCCAGAUGAGGACCAUUUUAGCUUUGCUGAUGUUUAUGUGCAGCUCAGUGGUGUAAAUGAGUACGUUCCGCGUUUUGUGUCCAGACAGUAUAGCUUUGAGGUUUCAGAGGCUGCUUUAAAAGGUACCACUGUUGGGGAAGUAUUUGCAAGUGAUCGAGACCUUGGGAAUGAUGGAGUUGUCACCUACCUGCUUGUUGGUAAAAGCAGAAGCAAAGGAUUAAGGAUUGAUAAAAACACCGGACAAAUUUAUGUAUCAGGGCAACUUGAUCGGGAAAAGGAAGAGAAAAUUUCUUUGAGAGUUCUGGCUAAGAAUGCCGGAAGCAUCCGUGGAUUUGAUGUUGAUGAAGUCUUUGUGAAUAUUACUGUACUGGAUGCCAAUGACCCUCCUGUUUUCACAUCCGAGGAGUACACUGUGCAGAUUAAUGAGGGGGCAGCACCUGGAGCUCAUGUCAUUUUUGUAAGUGCCUUUGAUUCUGACUCGGUUCCCAGUUGGAGCAGAUUCACUUAUCACAUUGGAGCUGGAAAUGAAAAGGGUGCCUUUUCUAUUGACUCACAGUCCGGGCAGGUUUCAGUGGCAGCAGAACUGGAUCGUGAGUCCAUACCCAUAUACAACCUCUCUAUAUUAGCUGUUGAUACAGGAGUGCCUUCAGCCACAGGUAGCACCUAUUUGCUUGUCAACCUGGAGGAUAUUAACGACAAUGGACCUACUUUAAUAUCUGCAACUGGAGAAGUUGCCGAGAACCAACGUGCAGGGGCUGUCGUGAUGACACUUAAUGCCACUGAUCUGGACCUUCCACCAAACCAAGGUCCUUUCUCCUACCAUUUACUCAGCACAGGCCCUGCCACCAGCUACUUCAGUUUAAGCUCUGGGGGUAUCCUCACGACAACCAGAGAAAUUGACAGAGAACAGAUCAGUGAUUUCCAUUUGUCAGUGGUCACUCGGGAUUCCGGCACACCACAGAUGUCUUCCACAGGUACUGUGCAUGUCGUAAUCAAUGAUCAGAAUGACAACCCAUCCGAGCCAAGAACAGUAGAGAUAUUUGUUCACUAUUUUGGAAACCUGUUUCCUGGUGGGAUCUUGGCCAGCGUGAAGCCCCAAGACCCAGAUAUAUUGGACACUUUCCAGUGCACUCUGACUAUGGGGUCUACAACUCUUUUUAACAUCCCAGCAGGUACUUGCAAUCUAAACUCACAGCCAAGGUCAACAGAUGGAAGUUUUGAUCUAAUUGUCCGUAGUAGUGAUGGAUUGCACAGUGCCGUCAACAACAAUGUCCAUGUUUUCUUCACUGGAUUCAAUAAUAUGACGAUAGACAAUAGUGUCCUUCUUUCCCUAAAUAUUGCAACAGUCAAAGAUUUUCUUACCAACCAUUACCUUCACUUCUUACGGAUUGUUAACUCUCAACUCUCGCGAAUGGGAACUACAAUACAGAUCUAUGGUUUUUACGAACAGAAUGAGAAAACAUAUAUAAUGGCAGCUGUGAAACGAUUUGGCAAUCAGUAUGUAAGCCCCAGUGGGGUAGCCACUUUUUUUGAAAGCAUUAAGGAAACCUUAUUCAGACAGAGUGGAGUACGAGUCGAUUCUGUGGACCACGACCCUUGUACUAACGAGCCGUGUCAGAAUGGUGGAAGCUGUGUGAAGAGGCUGGCUGUCAGCCCAUCACUACAAAGUGAAGAAAGCAUCCCAGUGAUUAUUGUGGCCAAUGCAGCUCUCAAACCAUUCAUCUGUCGAUGUCUGCCAGGAUACUCUGGACAUGCCUGCGAAACAGACAUAGAUGAGUGCCUUCCAUCCCCUUGCCACAAUGGUGGAACCUGCCAUAAUUUAUUAAGUAGAUUUUCAUGCACUUGUCCAGAAGGGUUCAUGGGCACUGCUUGUGAAAGGGACAUCAACGAAUGUCAGUCGAAUCCUUGCAAAAGUGGUGGAACUUGCCAGAACUUCCCGGGAGGUUUUAGCUGUGCAUGUAAAGCUGGAUAUACAGGUAAAACAUGUGAUUCCACUAUUAACUACUGUGAAUGCAACCCAUGUUUUAAUGGAGGAACCUGCCAGAAUCAAGCUACUGGUUAUUACUGCCACUGUCCAUUUGGUGUCUUUGGGAAGCACUGUGAACUGAACAGUUAUGGAUUUGAAGAACUGUCUUACAUGGAGUUUCCUAGUCUGGACCCAAACAAUAAUUACAUCUAUAUCAAAUUUUCCACUAUUAAAGAAAACUCUUUGUUAAUGUAUAACUACGACAAUCAGACAGGAAACAAGGCUGAAUUCCUGGCUCUGGAAAUAGUGGAAGGCAAGAUGAAAUUCUCAUUCAACUUAGGGAGUGGAGCACACAGACUGAUGACGACUAAGAAGGUCUCUGAUGGACAAUUUCACACUGUGGUUGCUAGAAGGGCUGGAUUAGUGGCAUCUCUCACAGUAGAUUCCUGUUCUGAAGAUCAGGAUUCCGGUUACUGCACAGCGACCAGCUUGACAUCAGCAACUGAUUGGACCUUAGAAGUGCAACCCAACAGACUAACAGUGGGAGGAAUCAGAUCCAUAGAACCAAUUCUUCAAAGGAAAGGACAAGUGGUCACCCAUGACUUUGUUGGAUGUGUGAUGGAAUUUGCUGUUAAUGGUCGUCCAUUGGAACCCAGUCAAGCUUUGGCAAGCCAUGGAAUUCUGGACAGGUGUGUCCGAGUAGAAGGUGUUUGCCUAAAUAAUCCCUGCCAACAUGACAGCUCGUGUGUGGAUUACUGGUCAUGGCAGCAAUGUAACUGCAAGCAUGGAUUUACAGGGAAAUAUUGUGAAAAAUUGAUCAACGUGGACACUGCAUUGUCACUGGAUGGUAGAGGACGCCUGGACUAUACAAUAAAUCAGAAUCAGAAACGAGACUAUUUAGUAAAGCAGAGUAUGAAAGGACAGCCUCCAGAUCCUGUGAGUGCAAGCAGCCUGGACAUAAAGUUCAGAACAAGAAGCAAAAAUGGCAUUUUAAUUCAUGUCCAGGAAAACAGCAAUUAUACUACUGUGAAGGUGAAAAAUGGGAAAGUACAUUACACCUCUGAUGCUGGAGUUGGUGGAAAAGUAGAGAGGAAUAUUCCUGAAAUUUCUGUUUCAGAUGGCCAGUGGCAUACUAUUGUGAUUCAGAAAAAUGGAUCCAUUACCACCUUUUCAGUUGAUAAGAUGUAUACGAGAGAAAUACUUCAUAUCACCCAGGAUUUUGGAGGAUUGAAUGUCCUCACAGUUUCCCUUGGAGGCGUACCUCCGGGACUGAAUUACCAAAGCACUGAUCCAGAUUUUGAUGGCUGUAUCUCUUACGUGACAUACAAUGGAGAGACACUGCCCUUCACUGGGCAGCACAAGGAUGUUACAAUAUUGAAAAGCGACCCUUCUGUUAAGACAGGAUGUAGAGGUCCUAACGUGUGUGCAAGUGACCCAUGCUCAGGGGGACUGAUGUGUGUGAACCAAUGGUAUGCAUAUGAUUGUGUCCCACCCGGAGAAUGUGCUUCCAGUCCUUGUCAGAAUGGAGGGAGCUGCGAACCGCUUCCACAAUCUGGAUUUACCUGCACUUGCCCUGAACUCUAUACCGGUGAAACCUGCAAGACAGUGGUGGCGUGUGUCGGUGUUCAGUGUCCCUCAGGAACUAUUUGCAGAGCUGGGGUGGAUGAAGGCUACACCUGCAGUGCUAAACCACAAACAGAGGAGCUUUCUUUGCCACUCUGGGCUGUCCCUGCGAUAGUUGGCAGCUGCGCCACGUUCCUCGCUCUCGUCGUCCUUGGUCUGAUUGUGUUUAACCAGUGUCGAGGCAGAAAGGCAAAAGUUCAAAAGGACGGGAAGUCAAACAAGAAGAAAGAGAAAAAGAAGAAAGGGAGUGAGAAUGAAGGCUUCGAUGAUCCAGAUCAUCUCCCUCCAUAUGAUGAGGAGCUGACUGUGAGAAAGCAGCCUGAGGGAGUUCCAAAACCUGAUAUAAUUGAAAGGGAAAAUCCCUACUUGAUCUUCGACGAGACAGACAUCCCACACACGACAGAUACAUUGCCAAGUGGGCAGCCCUGUAUAGGCCCUGAAACAGAACUUGAGCAUUAUGACAUUGAAAAUGCCAGCAGCAUCGCCCCUUCAGAUGCAGACAUUAUCCAACACUAUAAGCAUUUCCGUAGUCAUACCCCUAAAUUUUCCAUCCAAAGACACAGUCCACUGGGGUUUGCCCGACAAUCGCCCCUCCCACUAGGAGCGAGCAGUUUAAGCUAUCAACCUUCCUACAGUCAAGGAUUGAGAACAGCCACACUGAGUCACAAUACAUGCCAAAAUCCUAACCCGAUGUCUCGGCAUAGCCCUGCACCAUUCUCAAAGCCAGGAACUUUCUACCGUAAUAGCCCAGCAAGAGACUUGCACCUAGCAAGAAGGGAAGGAAGCCCUAAUGAUGUACAUUCAGAUGUUUGCCAGCCUGGUAUUUUUAAUUAUGCUUCACGACUAGGAAGGAGGAGCAAAAGCCCCCAGACCAUGACCAGCCAUAGUCAUGGUUCAAGACCCGGCAGCCGCCUAAAACAGCCGAUUGAGCAGAUUCCUCUGGAGACCACACCUCCUGUAGGAUUGUCCAUUGAGGAGGUUGAAAGACUCAAUACCCCUCGCCCUAGAAACCCAAGUAUCUGUAGCGCAGAUCAUGGACGGUCAUCCUCAGAUGAUGACUGUAGAAGACCUCUUUCCAGAAUGAGAAACCCAGCUGAUGGUACGCCUGCCCCAGAAUCAUCUUCAGACAGUGACUCCCACGAGUCCUUCACCUGCUCUGAGUUUGAGUACGACAGGGACAAGCCUGCCGUUUACACUUCACGAGUGCCAAAAUUGUCUCAAGUCAAUGAAUCUGACGCAGAUGAUGAAGACAAUUAUGGUGGCAAACUGAAGCCACGGAGAUAUCAUGGUCGUAGGGCAGAAGGAAAUUCUACAGUCCUACAGGCAAGUCAUGAAGACUAUAAGACACAACCCAAGCUUGGACCACAUGGAGCUGCGGCAGGAGCUUUUAACUGGGACAGUCUAUUAAAUUGGGGUCCUGGGUUUGGGAAUUAUGUGGAUGUUUUCAAAGAUCUUGCAUCACUUCCAGAAAAUGUAUCAACAGAGGCAAAAGAAGAAGCAUUAAACACUGUUGCACAAAGUGCAGCUACAUCUAAUGAUGCAGAGGCAGAAGAAUAUGUAUAGAUAUAAUUUAUAUAGACUGUUAACUUUAAUACAUUAAUAGCUGCAAUUCACUGUCAGUGAGAAGCUGUGUACUGGAACCCUUUCAAAACCAUGUCCUGCUCUCAUCAACCUUUGCCAGAAGCUGUAGCUCAUAAUUUUCUGCUGAUGAAGAAUUUUGUUCUGAGAUGAACAUUGUCUUUCAGGGUUCCACUACAUUUACAGCACAUGAAGAACAAUUGCAUUAAAAGCACAUAAGGAUCACAGUGAUGUUUGUGUUCCUCAGUUGCGGAAUAUUUUUCCUGACUUUUUCUUUUCAGAACUGAAAACAUAUGUGUUUGAUCUAUUUGAGCACAGUGUGUUUAUUAUUCAGCCACUGGCACUAAAACAGCACACAAGUUGGCUAGAAAUUGAAAUAGUUGUGCCAAUGUUGGGAGAGUGUUUCAGAACUGCCUUGGUAUAGAUUUCUCUCUCCCUCCCCUCACCUUCCGCUAUACAUUAGUCUGUCUUCUCAAUGGGUGCAGUUUAUUCUGUCAUAAAGUAAAUGUAUCAGCACCCAGUAGAACUAUGUGAACUGUUCAGUCUAGCAUUGGAGAAAGAUUCAUUUUGUUAUUUUAGCGUUAGGAAAUAUUGAUCUCACUUGCUUAAAAAGCAGUGUUCCCCUCCAUUGUUUGAUAUGGGGCCAAUAUGAGGGAAAACUUCAAAAAAUAUUUGGCCUAGUUUGGGAUAGAGCUAACCUUCAAAAUUCUGGUGCAAACUUUAAAUUCUUUUCUGUGUUCUAUUUUCAGGCAUCUUACUUUUAUACCAUUUUAGUACCCUGUAACGUUUUUUUAAAAAGACAGCUCUGUUUGUUACUGAUGAUAUUUUCUUAUGAAGUUUAAAGAAAAAUGGUUCAUGUUUCUUACUUUCAGGGAAGGUAAGA